GUGUUUCCAUUUGAGUCUCCCACCUUAGGCUACGUAACCUAACGGAACAGAAAUAACAGGUCUUGCGCAUUUUUUUACAGGAUGUUUGUCAUAACUGAAAGGACUGUGCGCUGUGUUUGUAUUCCGUUCCUGGCUAUUUCCGACUGCUCCCGGUGUGUUGCCUAGUUUGCCGGUUGCGUGGAAACUAGAAGCACUGCUGAGCGGCGAUGGGUGCAUUUCCAACCCCACUGUAGCCUAUUGCAUUCGCGAAGCUUUUGGAGAAGUGAGCGGAAUGCGUAGUGCGACGGGGAAAGACUGUGAAAAUACCAAUUUCUGCUUCCCCCGAUUCCUCGGAACAGUUUCAAGAAGGUAAAAUAAUAAGGAUUGGUCGUUUCACAAGCGACUCUAUACCAACACAGAAAGGAAUGGAAAGCAAGAACAUAUAGGCGAGAAAUUGAACCUGAGCAGAGAGGCUGGGAAGACGCACGAAGCAAGGAUGAACUUUCUUUUGUUAAAUCGGGUCAACUUCUUUUUACUGUCAGACUUCAUCUUUUUCCGCAUUACGAUGUUCUCUCUGAAUAUAUUCACUUAACUUACCUGAUAAUAACGUAUGUAAAGGAGCGAAAACUCUUUUUGACAGCAGCAUCCUGCUACGAAGUGAUCCGUCGGUUGCCACCAACCCAACCCAAAGCGCACGCUGCGCUAUCUGUUGGGAGCUGGGAAUGGGAGCGGUGUUUAGCCUGUAAUGUGCCAUAGUUGAACGACAAACUUAGUAUGAAUAUGGAUGCUGUGCUUAUGUUCUCUUGAGAAAAUUUAUACCAGGAAGGCUAUUCCUAUUUGCAAGUGGUUUUGCUGGAAGAAAAAAGGACCCCUGGCCGUGAGAGCCUGUUGCUCUGGUCAGAAAUUCUGGAAAGAUAAGCUGCAAGCUAUCAUUGCUACCGCCACCAGCUGCUCCAAGAGCUGCUACUGCUCGCAGAGCGAGGCCGGGGGCAAGACCGUGCGCUGCAGCAACCUGCGGCUGACGGAGAUCCCCCAGGACAUCCCUAACGACACCCGCCGCCUCUACUUGGACUUCAACCUCCUGACCGCAGUCCCCGCCAACGCCUUCCUGCAGCUGCGCCAGCUCAGGGAGCUGGACCUCUCGCACAACGAGCUGGCGCAGCUGGAGCCGGAGGCCUUCAAGGGUCUGGCCGGCUCCCUGCAGUUCCUGGACCUCUCCUCCAACAAACUCAUGACCCUCAACCCGGACGCGUUCAUGGGCGUUCGCGCGCGGGCCAACCUCACCCACAACCCCUGGCACUGCGACUGCAACCUGCAGAACGUGAUGCCCCGCAUGAGCCUGGAGACCGCCUCGCUGGCCGGCAUCGUGUGCCAGACGGCCGACCCCGAGGACGCCGGAGCCCAGGGCACCCCCUUCCUGCUGACCAAGGACCUGGACCUGUGCGCGGUGCUGAAGAAGACCACCGACGUGGCCAUGCUGGUGACCAUGUUCGGCUGGUUCACCAUGGUCAUCUCCUACCUGGUCUACUACGUGCGGCACAACCAGGAGGACGCCCGCCGCCACCUGGAGUACCUCAAGUCCCUGCCCAGCAAGCAGGGGAAGUCAGAGGAGUCUUCCACCAUAAGCACUGUAGUGUGAGGCCAAGGGACCUUGGAGGAGGCCCAAGGUUAGGGCACCUGGUGGUUUAGGCUGCCACCGGGGUUCUAGGCCUGGACUCAACCGCAGCAGCUAGGGACAGCUUUCGCCAAAUGUCAUUUUUCUCCUGUGCAAUUUGGGAGAUAUGGUUGCUGGAGGACUUGCUUUGACAGAGUCUUGGGCUGUCUAAUUCAGAUUAAUAAUUCAUUCCUAAGUAAUCUACCAAUUGCCUGUGUUAGCCGAGUGAGUUGCCUGCUGCAUGCGUUUGCGGAACGAAAGUCAAGUCCUUGAAAAUCUUAACCAAAGGCAUUUUCUUUUAAAACAAAAUGUGCCCUCUGUUAAAGAAACUGUUGGAAGACAGUUGCAGUUUCCUUAGUCACAUCAAACAGCAAUAAGAUGUCAUCCACAGGAGAAAAGAAGGCUGAUGUAAUUGCGUUGGUAGUGUCAGUAAUCCCCUUUGUCUAAACAUGUUUUCACAAAACAUGUCCGAGCAGUAUUUUAAGAAAAUGAGUUGUUACGACACUAACAUGUUCUACAGCUUGUCUUUGCAAUUGUUUUUUUGGGCUCAUUUAAAUGUUUUGUUUUUGCCACUUUUAAUGUAAGCAUUCCCAAUACAUUUUCCUAAAAAAAAAAAUCUGUUCUGUAUUUGUAAAUUGUUUGAACUGGCCAUACAGUUAAAGUAAGUGGACUAUUGUUUUGAGGAAGCCAAAGUGUGUCGAAGGCAGUGCGCACUCUACGUGUGGAUCAGAACAUUUUGACCUGCCUGAAUAGAAAUUAUAUGACUAGACUAGAUAAUAAAUGAAUAGAAAUAGAAAAUAUGCCUGGCUUCAGAAAAUACGCAGAGAAUAGAGCGUCUAGUGAUUUCCUAAAUAACACCUCCCCUCACAUAUUUCAAAUAUUUGAAUUGAAAAUUCCUGUUCCUUAAUAACAUUUCCAACAUCAGUGUCCUCAGGCGUGUGCCACAGAACAUGCUAAGAACACGUUAAAAGCCGUAUAUAUCAAAGCACCCCACUGAAACCAAAUAUUUUUGGGUGCUCUGACAGGCAUUUUGUUUUUUGCAAAACCAUACAUCAGCUUUAGAGCUUUAGGCACAGGUUGUAGUGAAUAUAGCUUUUGAGUAGGCAUAGCUUUCCCUCUCUGUGGGUCUUGUUUCCCAGGCGUAACUGAGAUAAAUUCUCGCUUGUGUCUCAGAUAUGCUUGCGCAGAGCUGUUUGGGAUAUUAGACCAUGCCAGUGGGUUUUUACUGCCGGCUCUGUUUGUGACACCAGACUGCUAUUAAAUAUAUAAUGCUCUCACCCAUUCCUGUGGACAGAAAACCCUUUCAGCACAGUCUUGGGCCAGAUUUGUUCUAAGUGCUUGAGCUAGAACGAGACUUCUGAACAGGAAACCACUCCCAGCUCAAUUAGGCCUGUUUUUCUCACUGUGCCCACAGAAUGUGCUUAGAACGAGUAUGACCUACUCAGUUAAACUAAGAAAGUCAACACAGAUAAGGAUCAGCAAGACCUUGGCACAGGAUACUGAAGUUAAGGGUCAUUCCUCUUUGCCAUUGGUAUCAUUUCACCCUUGUAACUUGAGAGUCCACUGGGAGCUCAAGCCCAGAAACCAGUGUUGCAUCAUUAUUGAUCUGUUCGUCAUAUAGACUUAUACAUGUGUAAGAAAAAAUUUACUGGGUGAACCUUUGCACUGAUACACGCACUCACAUAAUUAGUCACAGGGUGAAAUAUGGCAGCAUUGCGUGAUGUAGUACUGUGAUGUCCCAGUAAUUUCAAGUGAGGGUUUGCACCUGACAGAUGAGGUCCCUCGACAGUUGUCUGGGAGCAGCCCUUUGCUCCACUGUGACACCGAAACCAGAAACACGCUCUGGGA
Molecule: messenger RNA, 3481 nt
Organism: Anguilla anguilla (European eel)
Lineage: Eukaryota; Metazoa; Chordata; Actinopteri; Anguilliformes; Anguillidae
Gene: lrrc3ca
Product: leucine rich repeat containing 3Ca
Exons: 2
Coding region: 764-1618 (284 amino acids)
Molecular function (GO): protein binding
Source: RefSeq, a predicted model, not a curated record